Bufo bufo (common toad) is the source of this 2509-nucleotide messenger RNA. It is a transcript of the gene DUSP5, whose product is annotated as dual specificity phosphatase 5. Gene Ontology annotation, molecular function: MAP kinase tyrosine/serine/threonine phosphatase activity; protein tyrosine/threonine phosphatase activity. Gene Ontology annotation, biological process: negative regulation of MAPK cascade; protein dephosphorylation; endoderm formation. The record is from RefSeq and is a predicted model, not a curated record. Gene Ontology annotation, cellular component: cytoplasm; nucleus. The transcript has 4 exons. Lineage: Eukaryota; Metazoa; Chordata; Amphibia; Anura; Bufonidae. Bases 79 to 1206 code for a protein of 375 amino acids.
CUUCGGGAACCCCCGAGGCGGAAGUGUGAUUUAAAGGGCCGGGAUCAGCGACUGCUCGUCAGUGAUCUCUGCGCCGACAUGAAGGUGACCUCCAUAGAAAGCCGGCGGCUGCACCGGCUCCUCAGGAAGGAGUUUUCCCGGUGCCUGGUGCUGGACUGCCGCCCUUACCUGCCCUUCAGCGCCUCCAGCGUGCGCGGCUCCAUCAAUGUCAACCUGAACUCUGUGCUGCUGCGCCGGGCGCGGGGGGGAGCGGCGCCCCUGCACUUCGUGGUGCCCGAGGAGGCGGCCCGGUGCCGGCUGAAGGAAGGACACGUAUCCGUGGUGGUGGUGCUGGACGAGCGGAGCCCGAGGUGGCAGAAGCUGAAGAAGGAGAGCCCGGCGCACAUCGUGAUCAACACCCUGACCAGCCUGCCCGGGGGGCCCCUGGUCUGCUUCCUGAAGGGAGGAUACGAGUCGUUUCACACUGAAUAUCCGGAAUGCUGCGUCGAUCAGAAGAGCUUAUCGCAAGAGGAAAAUGAAAGCGACAGAAAUCUCCUGUGUGAGAAGCGGCCGUCCUUCCAGAAGCCGUCCUACGACGAGGGCAGUCCUGUUGAGAUCCUUCCAUUCCUGUAUCUUGGCAGUGCUUACCAUGCUUCCAAAUGUGAAUUCCUGGCAAACCUCCGUAUCACUGCCUUACUCAACGUCUCCAGAAAGUGCUCUGAUUACAUCAAGGACCAGUACGAUUAUAAGUGGAUUCCAGUGGAAGACAACCACAAUACGGACAUCAGCAGCCAUUUCCAGGAGGCCAUAGACUUUAUAGAUACUGUAAGACUGUCAGGAGGGAAGGUCCUGGUCCACUGUGAGGCUGGAAUCUCCAGGUCGCCUACCAUAUGCAUGGCCUACCUCAUGAAGACCAAGAGAUUCCGCCUGGAGGAGGCUUUCGAGUACAUCAAGCAACGCCGCAGCCUUAUCUCUCCCAACUUCAGCUUCAUGGGUCAACUUCUUCACUACGAGACGGAGAUCUUCUCUUCCAAAACAAGCGCUCCUCCGGUCUCCAUGUCUUGUAAAAGGGACAGUGUGUCAUUCUUCACAGAAGACCUGGACCUUGGGCAGCAUUUUGAAGGGUCUUGUUUUUCCUUUCCAACUGCUGUCUUGACUCCUGUCCCACUCAGGUCUCCUGUGCACCAGAUAAAACUCGCUCCCAUCACUGCUACUUCAUCCUGCUGAUACGGGAUCUGCUACAAUGUGGACAAACCAUGAACGUUUUUUUAAUGUGCAAUAUAUCCGUCAGACUUGUAUCACAUUGUCCCGUGGAAACCGAUGCGUCCGUUCAGCUUACAUCCAAUGCUUUAAAGACUUUCACAUUCUGACUACUGUUUACAUCUUCAGGAAGGUCCCAUAUUGAUAUAGGAUGUCCUCCCAAAGUGUUUAGGUAAAGGUUACAUGUGAUUUCUUGACUCUCCCACCACUAGAGUAAAGGUAUUGAAUACCUUCCCCUCUCUAUUGCUAUAUACCCCCAACCCUUCCUAAAUUCUGCUUUAGUAGUGAAUGACUUUCCAGCAAGGCAAGAGGUUUGUAGGCAGCUGCGUCCCCGCAGAACAGCCUGGCAUAUACCAGUGCCAGCAGCGUAAAGAUGUGGGGUGUUCACACAUAGGCGUUGUUAUGUGGAUCGUGGGUGGAAGCUUGUGCUCCUCCCGGCCUUGCCUUCUCCUCAGGCCAUUGGGGGGGUGGUAGUACUUUAGGUCCUUAAUGCAACAAAUUAAAGGCAUCUUGCACAGGGUGAGAGCAGAAUGAGCCGACUGCAUGCACGACAGUCACACCAUGGAGCCUGGCCUAGAAUACCCUAGACUGGAAACAUUAUAGGUAAUGCAGUCCUAUAUUUCACACCUGUCCACAUUUACUGAUGCACAGAAGAGUAGCGCAAAUACACUGGAAAAUGUACUAAAAGCCGUGUUAUCGGGGAAGGCGUCUGCAACACGAUGGAAGCAGCAUGCUCCGAAUGUCUGGAUCGUUCAUGGCUUGCUGGGCUUUGUAGUUUCAAAACCAGUUGCAAGCUCCACCCUUGAUGCGUGAACCUCCACUACUGGUCCCACUGCCUGCAAUCCUCCUCACGUUCCUAAUGGGAAUCUCCAGGAAAGCGACAUGUUUUCUGCGUCCCUACACUGUCCUGUCGAGCUGCUGCUGCGGCCUCUGCACCGACUAUUGGAAUAAAGCACUAUAUGUAUUACUAUUAUAUUUUGUUGCAAUAACCAAGCAAUAUAUACGUCCUGAGGAGUUCCUUGUCCUGAAGGGGCUGAGCCUUAGUUUGGCAGGAAGGACUUGUAUGGUCUGUGCCAGUGCUGAGGGGGUUAACACUGGAUUGUUUAUUUAACCCCUAGACUGCUGGAGAGGCUGGUAUGCUACUGUAUGAUGAAGCUGUUGCUCAUUUUCAUGAAUAUUACAGGGUACAAUGCAAUAAUUCUCCUGUAUGUUCUAUAAUGGGGGUGUGAGCCUUCAUUGUGCCAAUAAAUGUGUUUGUUUGUUUUUAUUU